UAAGCAUUACUUUGUCCUCCGCAGCUCCGCUCCUAUCCCAUCCCAAUUUUUUUUUUUUUUUUUUGAAGAAAAUUAAUAAUAAUAAAUCUGCGGAGGGAGUCGCCCAGUCGGCAAUGGUUGAUCGAAAGCUGAUAAUUUUGUGGUCAUUCUGAACGACAACAACAAUAUACUGCAAAAUCGAAUAUCAGUACAAGAAGUAAAAUACCAAAAAAAAAAAAAAAAAAAAAAAAAAGAGAGAGAGAGAGAGUUCGUAGAAGCUGAUCAAUCAUUGCUAUUCACUGGUAAGAAUUUCGUAAGAGGAGUUUUGUUGUGCAACUUUUUUAUACUUUGUGAUUGGUUGCUGUGCAAUUCAAGAACGCCAUCUGAUUAUGAAAUCAUUGCGGCAAAUGCUAUAGUGUUACUUAACUCUGUAACUAUCCGGAUUGCCAUAACUGCAUUGAGUUUUGUUGGGUUUAAAUGGCGGCUACCUCUGAAGAACCAACUCGGGAGAACCCAAAUGAUAGGUUCCCUUUGCUUAUGGAGCAGGAAGAAAGCUGUCAAAGUAAUGAUCAUGUUAUAGAUAUACGAGGUGUUAAUCCUUCAUUUUCAGCUUCACCUGACAAUGAGUCUCCUUCUGGUUUGAAUGCAUCCCAGCGAGAAGAUAGACCAUCAGGCAGUCAAUCUCCUCCUCCAUCAAAUGGUUCAAUUUCUCGAAGUCUCUCAGUCACAAGGAGAGGCGAAAGUAUGGGUCAUCGGUGGAGCCCGUUUAAUACAAUGUUGUGGAUUUCCGUUGAGCUAGUAUUCACUUUAGGACAAAUUAUUGCUUCCGUCGUUGUUUUAUCCUUAUCAAGACAUGAAAACCCACAAACUCCAUUAUUUGCUUGGAUUGUGGGUUAUGCUGCUGCAUGUGCCGCAAGUCUUCCCCUCCUAUAUUGGCGUUAUCUUCAUCGCAAUAAUGUCAUUAACCAGAGGUCAACUCCAUUACGUCAAGGUUCUAGUCGUGUAAAUUCGACAUCAGAUCCUAAUUCUUACAUUACCGUCUCGUUGACUCGGUCCUCAGAAGAUGAAGAUGGUCAGAAUGUUCCAAAUGCAUCCCCACGCAUUAGGAAUCGGCAAAAUACUGAUGCAAGGAUUGCUUCAUUCCUGGAACAUUUCAAAAUGGCAUUAGAUUGCUUCUUUGCUGUUUGGUUUGUUGUUGGCAAUGUUUGGAUCUUUGGUGGUCAGUCAUCUUCUGCCGAUGCUCCCAAUCUGUAUAGGUUAUGUGUAGUUUUCCUAACCUUUAGUUGUAUUGGGUAUGCUAUGCCUUUCAUCUUGUGUGCGAUGAUAUGCUGCUGUCUCCCCUGUAUCAUAUCUGUACUUGGUGUUCAUGAAGAUAUGAAUGGAAUGAGAGGAGCAAGUGAAGAAUCUAUUAAUGCUCUUCCGAGAUACAAGUUCAAAUCAAAGAGAAACGGAAGUGGCAUUCGUGGAGACAAUGAGACUGGGGUCGAAGAAGGUGGUUUUCUAGCUGCAGGAACAGAAAAGGAGCGGGUGAUAUCAGGGGAAGAUGCAGUUUGUUGCAUUUGUCUAUCUAAAUAUGAAGACAACGAUGAGCUCAGGGAGCUGCCUUGCUCGCACUUCUUCCAUGCAGAGUGUGUGGAUAAGUGGUUGAAGAUAAACGCGUCUUGCCCCCUGUGUAAAUUUGAGAUUGAAGUUGAAAAUGAAGAUUCAUCAUCUCCGGCAGAAGGCAGUCAACAAGUGUGAAGUGUUUUGGGAUAUGAAAACCCAAUUGGCCGGCCAAGUGAACCUGGUAAGCCAGUGAGAAUACACUUCAUAUUUGAUUAAUACUUGUCUGGUUUUUUGGCAAUGAAAUCCUGUUUGUACAGUUUUUAAAGUUCAAAUCAGAUAUGAAGUGUGAAAGGAACAAAAAUAUUUGCCAAAGUAUCUUGAAUUGUGUUCAGCACUAUCCUGAAGUUCAAUGAAUUUGUACAUCUCAGAUUU
Messenger RNA from Ipomoea nil (Japanese morning glory), 1956 nucleotides. Its product is annotated as E3 ubiquitin-protein ligase At1g63170-like. The record is from RefSeq and is a predicted model, not a curated record. Lineage: Eukaryota; Viridiplantae; Streptophyta; Magnoliopsida; Solanales; Convolvulaceae. Gene Ontology annotation, molecular function: zinc ion binding. The transcript is spliced from 5 exons. Bases 457 to 1719 code for a protein of 420 amino acids.